AUCAGAGCAACUGGUGGCUGUCAGUCAGCAGUGGGACCCAGGCCUGGGCUCACAGCACUGCUGAAUCAGCCGUGCCUGACUUUCAGAUGACUUUGAGAAGGGACAAGCAGCCUGCAGAGGUCUCUACCAUUCCUGGCACACAAGGGCAGCACUUACCCCCUUGUGCUGUCCCUUUUAUUUCUUAUUCACCUAAAAGAAGAGAUGGGGCUUGUGGAGCAGCUCUCUCUCCUGAGAGUGGCAGACCUUGAAAAGGCAGAUUGGGUAAACCUACCAAGCCAAGGCUGCUGGUGAGAACUAUCCAGGAUUUCUGGCAUAGGGUUCCUUCUUCCUACCUCCUCUCACCUGGCCCAGGAAGAUCCCUGCAGCUGCUGCUUGGGUGGGGGGGUAAUCCCCACUGCAGAAGGAAGGAGUGAUGCCAGGACCCACCCCUGCCUUUGAGAACAGCUGCUGUGGGAUUCCAUGCUGAGCGCAGUUCCUCUGAGCAAACCCACGUUCCAGGAUCAAGGUUGUUUGAUUUUGCUAAUAAGGAAGGGGAGCUCCGCCUAGUGAUGGCUGAUUGCGAGGAGGACCCUGCUGUGUUCACCUCUACUUGUUUGCCCUCCGACCCACGGCUCCUUGCUACGGUGACCAAUGCUUACCUGGGCACACGUGUCUACCGCAACAUCCUUCAUGUCAAUGGUGUGUACAAUGGGGCGGUGGGGGACACACACCGUGCUGACAUCCCCAGCCCAGUGAAUGUGAAGAUGACAGCGCCUGAUGGGGAUGUACCUGUUGAGACCUUCACCUUGAACACACGGACAGGAACCUUCAGCCAUAAGCUUCAGUCAACCAAUUAUACAGCCACACACAGGAUCUAUGCUCACCAUUCCCUCGUCCACCUGAUGGCCUUCAGCAUCACCAUCCGGCGAUCAGCUGGCAUCAGCCAGCCCAUCACUGUGCAGCUCCAGACUCCUUUUGUGCCAAAAAGCCAGGACUUGGACCUGCAGGAAGGACCAGACUUCCAAGGAGCAUACUACGUCUAUGGGCAGACACUGGUUCCUGAGGUGGAGGGGGGACCCCAGCCCACUGUGCAUAUGCUCUGGACUCCUGUGCCACGAGCUGUCACCUUGCAUGAGGAGGAGCAGGAGCGAAGCUGGGAGUUCCUGACGGCUGUGGCUGAGAGUGAGGAGGAGGCCAAGAGGAGCUACAGCGAAGGGCUGGCACACGUGGCAGCUGGCUCCCUGCACUCCUCCCAUACCCAUGCCUGGGCUGCUCUGUGGAGAGGGUGCUGUGUGGACCUGGAAGGCCCACUGCCUUUGAGACAGGCCCUCUAUGGGUGUCUCUAUUACCUGCUGAGUGCCAUCCCCCCCCAAGAUACACCGGGAUUCCUCUUCCAUGGCAUCAGCCCUGGUGGCUUGUCCAAUGGCACACGGGGCGAGGACUACUGGGGGCACAUCUUCUGGGAUCAGGACACCUGGAUGUUCCCAAACAUCCUGCUGUUUUAUCCCAAAGCUGCCCGAGCCAUCUUGGAGUACCGGAUUCGCACACUGGAAGGAGCUCUACUCAAUGCACAGGAACAAGGCUAUGAGGGUGCCAAGUUCCCAUGGGAGAGCGCAGCUACCGGUCAGGAGGUCUGUCCUGAGGACAUUUAUGGAGCCCAAGAAAUUCACAUAACUGGGGAUGUUCUGAUGGCCUUUGAGCAGUAUUACUAUACCACACAGGACCAGAAGCUGUUCAGGACUGAUGGAGGCUGGGCGCUGGUGAAUGCCGUGGCUCAAUACUGGUGCAGCAGGAUGGUGUGGAGUGAGGAGGAGCAAUGCUACCACAUCCGAGGUGUCAUGCCCCCAGACGAGUAUCACCACCAGGUUGAUAACUCUGCUUACACCAAUGCCGUGGCACAGAGGAGCUUAAAUUUUGCAGCCAGCAUUGCUCAGGACUUCUUGAUCCCUGUGCCAGAGGAGUGGGUGGAAUGUGCAAAGAAAGUCAAAGUGCCCUUUGAUGCAGUGCGGAAAUAUCACCCUGAGUAUGACGGUUACAGUCCAGGUGAGCCUGUGAAACAAGCUGAUGUUAUCCUGCUGGGCUUCCCCCUGAUGCACCCGAUGCACCCCGAAGUGAGGAGGAAUGACCUGGUGAUGUAUGAGCCCGUCACCACGCUGAGCGGGCCAGCCAUGACCUGGAGCAUGUUUGCAGUGGGCUGGCUGGAGCUGAAGGAAACGCAGAGAGCACAGUGCCAACUGAACAAGUGUUUCAGCAACAUCACUGAGCCCUUCAAGAUCUGGGUGGAGAACUCGGAUGGGUCAGGAGCUGUGAACUUCUUGACAGGGAUGGGCGGAUUCUUACAGGCUGUCCUCUUUGGUUACACAGGGUUCAGGAUCACAAAGACCAACCUUCGCUUUGACCCUGCAUUUCCCAAUGAUGUCAACAAGUUGGAAGUCACUGGUGUCUCCUACUUGGGCAGCAAGCUGAAGUUCACCAUCACCAAGGAGGAGAUGAGGAUUGCAGCAACUAAGUGUCCCCUUCACCCUCCCCUGGAGGUGGUGCUGGAGGAGUCUGGGCAGUGCUUUCCUCUGCAUGAAGGGCAGAGCACCUCCUUCCCCACAGCUGCUGGAUGCAUCCGGAGGGCGCCCAGCAAAGGACUUUGAACCUCAUGGGUCCGGGCUUUACAUGAUGGGCAUCAAACCCACCCGUACUGAUGUGUGGACAUCCUGCACCAUCCCCGUAUUGAUAUGAGUGUGCUGAGGCUGCCAAGAGAAUGCCCCGCUCUGUUAAUUGUGAGUGUGAGCAUUGGUUCUGCUGCAGGACUCACAGCACUGGAAAGUGGGAGGAGCACAAACAAAGCUGAGUGCCUGAAAGUGAGUAAUCUAGAUGCAUUUCCUAAACAUCCCCCGUUUGUUUAUUCUUGAAAGUUCUCCAUCUCUACAGCAGUCUCUAGAUGCACAGAGCUGUUUUCAGCUCUGGAUGCCCUGCUCCACUCCUCCUGCUCUCGAGUUUUACAGGGUUUUGGAGGCAGCGUGGACAACAACAAGGCUGAAGCUGGGUGUUAUUCUGGCCCUGUGGGUUCAGGGAUGCAUUCCCUAGCCGUUCGAGCAAGGGGAAGGAAGGAUGCUCCCUGCUCUGCUCUGUAAGCCAACUCCAGGAGUUUAUAAAAAACCCUGUGACUGCUCAGCAUGUGGAAUCACUUAGGGGAGGCGACAUGGCGGGUCCUCUGCCUUGUAAUUAGAGCUGGCUCUUCAUCAGGCCCUCAUCAGUGGCUGCAGGGUGGGAUGAACGCUAUCCUUUGUUCUCUCGCCCUUUGGUAAGGGAUCUAUGGGAUGCUUAUUGAAGGAGAGGGGGAUAAAAUGCUGCUCAUGGUCCCCUAUGAUGUCCAUUCCAUGUGGACGGCUGUUUUUGCCAUUGGAGCAGUACUGCAAAGCACUGGGGAGAUUCAAGCCUCAGCCAUGCCGUACGGGUGAGGAUUUUUUCUGACCUUGGAGCCAUGGGGAAAUUCCUUCUGUAGUUAAACGGGAUGUACUGCAGGAUGCAGCAUUCCUCCUAGCUCACAGUCACCACAGGCAGAUCCCCUCUGUCCUGACUUGGGGACCUAAUCAGGGCUUGUGCUGUGCUGCAAUGAGUUGGUCCACCUAGGAGGGGUCUGCUUGGCCCAAUUGUUGCCUUCCUGAUCCAAGAAGUGUCUCCCAUCCCUACUGUUUCAGGCUGGCACACCCUAAAGCAAUGUGGAUUAAGGCUUCCAGCUAUGAACUGGGACACUCUGAGUGUACAAAACACAUUUGGUUGGACUAGAUG
Molecule: messenger RNA, 3762 nt
Organism: Lagopus muta (rock ptarmigan)
Lineage: Eukaryota; Metazoa; Chordata; Aves; Galliformes; Phasianidae
Gene: PGGHG
Product: protein-glucosylgalactosylhydroxylysine glucosidase
Exons: 15
Coding region: 549-2621 (690 amino acids)
Biological process (GO): carbohydrate metabolic process
Molecular function (GO): catalytic activity
Source: RefSeq, a predicted model, not a curated record